UUACUGACUUUCAUACAUAUAUUUUUUUUUUGUUUUCUUUUUUGAUGCACAUUUGAAAAAUCGUUUCUAAGUGUGUUUCCAGCAUUGAUGUCUCUUGGGUCAUUUGUUCAGCUAUUUCCAUCUCUCGUUGACUUACCAAGCCUUUUUUUAUUCAAUGGCAACUGAGUAGUGACUAGUAACACAAGUAAUCUCAGUCAACAACAAGAGCGUGAUUCUUUGGAGGAUGACAUGGGCAUGGAGAUAGAAGGUAAUGGGCAUGCUUGCAUAUCUUCAACCUGAUCUGGAUGCAGAUCUCGUCUUGCCUUCGACACCAGUUGGCAGAGUCAAUUACCAGGAUAAAACUGCGUUUCUGUUUCUUUUUUUCCCAUCACUGCUACUUGUGUUAAGGUCGUGGUUAUGGGGUGGAUUGCCUGUUCAGCUUUACCAGGCAUGGUUGUUAAUUCUCUACACAGGUUUGGCUUUGCGAGAGAACAUACUUAGAGUGAAUGGAAGUGAUAUUCGCCCAUGGUGGAUAAAACAUCACUACUUCGCUAUGGCCAUGGCACUUAUCAGUCUCACUUGGGAGAUAGAAAGAGAACCUGAUUGUUCCCAGAAGCAAAGAGGGGUGCAACUGUUCCUUCAAUGGGCUAUCAUGCAAGGAGUUGCAAUGCUUCUACAAAAUAGAUAUCAACGGCAAAGGCUUUGUACACAUAUUGCACUCGGCAAGGCUAGGAGAAUGGACGUUGUUUGGGGAGAAACUGCUGGAGUUGACGGUCAACUAUGGUUGUUGGCACCCAUUCUAUUCAUAUUACAGGGUUUUGAAGCAUAUGUCAGAAUUUUGCUACUUAAAGUUGCACUGGCUGGUGUUGUUUCUGAGUGGCAAGUUGUUACUUGUGGGGUGCUACUGAUUGUUAUGGCAGUUGGGAAUUUUGCAAACACAGUGCAGACACUAGUGGCAAAAUCUCGGUUUAAAGCGAAAAUGAAGAAAACUAAAUGUAAGGUAGAACUAAAUUAGGGAUCCCAUCCCAUUCCUUAUAAUUUGUGACCGGGAAGACUGUUGUGCUAGUUGAGUUCGAGGAUAUGAGAAUUUCUUUCGCAACCCGUUAUUCCUUGUAUCAACCUUCUCACCUUUAUACGCUUAGACUAGUGAUGAUGUUUGUGAGAGUGACCUUUAAUUGCAUCAAAUAGAGCUAUAAUUUGGUUGUUACAGUUGUGCCAAUAGUCUAUUAUACCUAUUAUUUUGUGUAAUUUGUCUUUUUGUGAAUUAAGUAGACACAUUAUACCGUUACCCUUCCA
Camellia sinensis is the source of this 1275-nucleotide messenger RNA. Lineage: Eukaryota; Viridiplantae; Streptophyta; Magnoliopsida; Ericales; Theaceae. The record is from RefSeq and is a predicted model, not a curated record.